GACAACUCGUCCGGGGGCAAUCAUCCUUUGAAUGUUGACCCAAUCAUCAUACCUACUGGAAAUAAUUCUGUCGCUGCAGCGAACGACAAAGCUGUAGUCAUGGGCGCACUUUCAGCUGACGACGUAGCAUGGGCGACAACAAAACUCAUCGGAUGGGACGCUUUCGUGUAUACAGUCGACGACAACACCAGCAUGCUACUCCAUACUGAUCGCAACGAAGGCAAAGAGGCAAAUGCCUACUUGACGUAUCUGAUCCAAGAAUACGACUCACUGCCGUCGACCGUUGCAUUUGUACACUCACAUGAGUUCGGCUGGCUCAGGGCAUGGCAUACCGAUGCAAAACGCCACUCCAAUGUCGAGAGUCUGAACUCGUUGAAUAUCAAAUUUGUGGAGAGGAAUGGCUAUGCAAAUUUGAGAUGCGUGCCUAAUCCUGGCUGCCCGGAUGAGGUGCGCCCUUUCCGAGAUCCUGUCGACACGACAAAGACUACUGAAGUGGCAUUCGCUGCUGCUUGGAAGGAUAUAUUCGGCAAUGACGAUGUUCCGGAAGUGAUCGGCGUGGCUUGCUGUGCUCAAUUCGCAGUGUCGAGAGAGCAGAUUAUGAAGAGGACCAAAGGUGAAUAUGUUCGCAUGCAUCGAUGGCUGAUGAAUACCGAGCUGGAUGACCAGACGUCAGGGAGAGUGUUUGAAUAUCUCUGGCACAUUGUGUUUGGUCAGGGGUCUGUUUACUGCCCAGAUCUGGCACAGUGUUACAGAGACGUGUAUGGCGAUGAGUGAGGCUGACCCUCAGCACGGCCUACGGCGCAUUCGUCGAAUGAAAAGGCAAAGAUGGCCUGGUCAGAAUCAGUCAUGGUUGCACAAUAGACGACAGCACGAGACGGCUCCAGUCACUCUAUAAACUUGUUCUCGUCAAAUCGUCUGUCAAGCACCAAGCCGUCGGCGACAGCGAACGCAGUACCUG
This is a messenger RNA of Aureobasidium subglaciale EXF-2481, 958 nucleotides long. RefSeq lists its product as uncharacterized. Lineage: Eukaryota; Fungi; Ascomycota; Dothideomycetes; Dothideales; Saccotheciaceae. Bases 100 to 774 code for a protein of 224 amino acids. The transcript has 2 exons. The record is from RefSeq and is a predicted model, not a curated record.